Cladocopium goreaui is the source of this 1629-nucleotide messenger RNA. Lineage: Eukaryota; Dinophyceae; Suessiales; Symbiodiniaceae. The record is from the annotation of a GenBank genome assembly.
AGCUUCCAAUCUUUUGGCUCCCACGUUUCGGGUACUGCGGGGUGAGACAGCGCACCGCAGGAUUCGAUGGAGCCAACAUACCAAUCGCCUCAAUUUCACGGAGGUGAUGGGAUCGUCACACCCAGUGGGAGCAUCGAAACGAACCUCGAGGGCCGCUGCACACUGGAUGAACCUGUCAUGGAGACCAUCAUGCGCGACCUGAGGUCUAUCGGCACCAAGCUGAAGUAUGUGAUGCUCCCCCGUGCGCGGGCAGACAAAGGAGCUGGACUGCGAGAGUGGGACCUUUGGGGUCCCCUAGUCCUGUGCCUGGCGCUAGGCAUCAUGCUGUCCUUGCACGCUGAACAGGCCUUGGACCUUGCUGAGCUCUGCGGCCUUCUGGUGGCCUUGGUGUCGCUUUUUACCGAUGGCCGCGGUGGCCGCAGUGGCCAGGCUUUGCGAAGCCAUUGCCUCUGGCGCUUUUCGUUUGACGAUGCUUUGUCCCUGACCGAUGCAUCAGCGCGGGAGUUGGCGAAUGCUGCCUGGGCCUGCGCGAAGGUGACAACUGCAGGCCUCCCUUGCCUCGAGCGAAUUGCAACGGCAUCCUUGGAGAUGGAUCCCAGGCCGAAGUUCAAAGGGAGUUUCACUGCUGUGGAUGUGGCGCAGCUUUGCUGGUCUUUGGCCUCUUUGACAGUUGAGGUUCCCUGGUGCCGGGCCGCAGCUCGUUGGGUCACCGACCAACCAGCGACUACCGCGUUCCCUGCGCAGAGUGUGAGCACUGUGGCUUGGGCGCUGGCACGAGGCGCUGCCAGAGAGGGAGCCAAGAGCGAAGCAGCUGCAGCGGUGGAGCUGCUCCUGCAGGGCCUGGAAGGUGACUUGGAACCCCGGCACUGGUCCAAUUUGUCCUGGGCAGCUGCCAAAGUGAAUGCUGCCAGCCUGUCACCAUUCCUGUGGCAUCUGCCGGUGGAGCAGUUGAAGCAGCCGCAACACCUGGCCAAUGUGGCCUGGGCCACGGCAGCAACGGCAGAAAUUUCGGAAACGGCUGACAGGUUGAUGCCGCGUAUUGCCUCACAAGCACUGCAACUGGGUCUCCAUGUGUUUCAAGAUGAAGAGUUGGCAGGCCUUCUGUACGGAGCGGCUUCCAACCACUUCGUGGAGGAGAGGUUUCUGACGGAAGCGCAACAGGAGGUCGCAUCGCGAUGCCUGGGUGGAGUGGAGUUAGCAGGGAUCUUCUGGUCGUUGAGCGUCUUGAGCAGUGCUUCAGAACCUUUGCGCUGGGAAGCCGCCAACAGAGCAGUGGAACUCUCGCCACAAGGCCUCGCGAAUGUGGCAUGGGCAUGCGCACUGCAGGCCUGGGAUGCCUGGGCCACAGCUGGUUUUCUGGCAGCUGUGAAGUCCCAUUUGAAGGACUUCUCUCCGCAGGGCCUGGUGAAUCUCGCAUGGUCGUGGACGGAGAUGGAGGUGCAUCCUGGAGAGGAAGGUGCCCUUCGAAAGAUCUUGCUGAUGGCUGUCGAACGAGCCGAAGAACUGAAGGCCAUGGAGUUCUCAAGUCUCCUCUGUAGCUUGGCCAAGAGCCGCCGAGCCGAAGAAGCGGCCGCGCUGCUGCGGCACUUGCAGCGCUUGGAGGAGCCGAUGGGAGAUGAAAUGAAGUGA